CGUAUCAAACUCAGAAGUAAAAAUUAAAAAAAAAAAAAAAAACAGUAGAAAAAUUGAAUCACUUCUGCAAACCUCAGAUAUAUACAUCGACUGAUUCGAAUAUGUGUUUCUUUGAUACUCGGUGCGAUCAGAACCUGACCGUGGUGGUGAAGAUGGAUGUGGCGUGGUGGAUGGAAGCGAUUCCACCGCGGAUAAUUUCUCCGGCGAAGCCAUCUACUACUCCGAUCCUAGAGACGAUUUUAGAAGGAGGAGAGACCGAGGAAGACGACCACGAACAAGAUAACGAAGACGUGUAAAAUUCUAUUUUGAUGAUCGUUUUGUUACUCGACCGGUCUUGGACCUUUGGAUAUAGAUUCCUAAUAUUUCUACAUAAUUGUAUAACAUGGGAUUUUGUAUUGUAUAUUUUGUAUAAUCAAAUCUCAGUUCUUUAUAAAAAAAGUUUUCAUCGAUCUUUCAAA
Molecule: messenger RNA, 458 nt
Organism: Camelina sativa (false flax)
Lineage: Eukaryota; Viridiplantae; Streptophyta; Magnoliopsida; Brassicales; Brassicaceae
Source: RefSeq, a predicted model, not a curated record